Messenger RNA from Cylindrotheca closterium, 1086 nucleotides. Lineage: Eukaryota; Bacillariophyta; Bacillariophyceae; Bacillariales; Bacillariaceae. The record is from the annotation of a GenBank genome assembly.
AUGUUGUCUCUUCCAUCCAUCAUCAUGAUCUUUCUUCUUUUGGCCAUGCAGCCAAUGGCCAUGCCUUCCUUGAUGAGUGCAAACUACACUCGUCCAUCCACUCAAGUCUCCAGUUUGGCCAACGAAAACAUUGUUUCCACUGUUGACUUUUUUGGAACCACCGUGGAGAUGGAAUCCACUGGUAUUCCUUCUUUCUCCCUUGCGGAGUUUAUCCUGUCUAUUGACUACGAAUCGGUCAAGGCUUUCGCACAAGACUUCAGCAAGAAGUACGAAGCCUUCGCCGAAACAUUCACUGAUGCCAUGUCUGUCAUCUUCGAGUUCUUCAGUAUCGAGUACAACUACAACGCCUACAAGCAAUCGAUCAACUACGAAUCGAUCAAAGCUUACGCACAAGACCUCAACGAGAAGUACGAAGGCUUGUCUUUGGCAGAACUCUUAAAUGAGCAGUACAAAGCAUACGCCCAAGCAGCGUUUACUGCCAUGCAUUCAAAGAUCGAACUCUUCAUCCAGAAGCUCGAAGCAUACAACCAAGAGUCCCAUGUCGAGUACCAACGAGUCUACAAGAAGCUAGAAUAUGUUGCCAGUGACCUACUUGCUGCAGCUCCAGCUUGGCCAAGCAUACUUGACCCUGAAUUCAUUGUCAGAGAUGUUUUCGACGGAAUGGAAUCCUACACCACCAAGGACCCAUUCGUCCCAGCACCACUUCCACCGUUGCUAUCCCUUGAGGACGCUCAAUCGAUUGCAGCAAUGGAGGUAGUAUUGGACUCCUCGACCACUUUUGGUUCCAUUGCCAUUGCCCUACUCCUCGUCGCCACUGUGACUACAAUCAUUUAUGCCAGCAGUGUCAUCGAUCGAGAGCUCAUAUCCAUGGAAGAUUUAUCCAUCGUCUUGGAGACACCCUGUUUGUCCAUGACUGAUUUGAGAAAGAAAAUGACACCAUCGGUCAUACUCUGUUCUGCGGAUGCUUAUGCUAGGUAUCAAGCGAGUUGCGACAAGUCCAAGGACCCUUCCAUCGUGGACCUUUGCAACCUAUUCGCCAACAUUUCCUUCCUAAAGGAUACUACGGAUCCUUCUAAAAAUGAAUGA